GUUCUUAUGUGUACAAUAAAAAAGAUCAAGUCAAGUAGAUUACCUCUGCCCGUUCACAAACAACAGUCUAAAGUCUAAAGAGGGGCUUAAACCUUAGAAAUAAGCCAACGCAAUAUUUGUUUGGGACAAUUUCUUUUAGUUCUAACAGAGACAAUCCAGGAUCAUUCCUCCUUGCGUUCGAUUUUUCGUUCUGUUUACCCUGGUUACCAUGGACACGGGUUCCACACAGAUGACAAGUUUCAGUCCGUGAACUAGGUAAGAAAAUUUGUUUUCUCUUUUUAAAACGAAGAAAAUGGGUUGAAAUACUAGUAAAAAGUCACAAGUCUUUGCCUAGUUUUACGUCUAGCUGUUGUGUACACACCACAAAUGUAGUAAGAGCUCUUAAAAGUCCGAAGGUUUUGGCUACACAUAUGUAUAAAGCAGGAACAAAUUCAUUCUGCUGUUCGGGACUAACUUUUCAAGGUCAAUUCUACACUUAGUAGAAGGGAGUAAGUUUUGUUUGUAAAUGUUGAUAUAUCUGAUAUGUUGAAAUAUCUGCAAGCAUAUUAACGUAUUGUAGCUGUGGAUUAAAUCGGAGACACUAAGAAAUAUCUAACAGAUUUUGACUUUUUUUACGCCCCGUACUUUCUAGGUCUGACGUUCUGACAAGUCGAGAAUUUGCGACAGUUUGUUUUCUGAACUUCCGAAGUGUACGCGACUGUGUCGACGUAAGGAAAGAUGACAACGUUGUCAAAAGAAGACGGGAGAACUGUUGAGCGAAAGAUGAAGCAGAGUCAGGGAGGAGAAGCAGCAACCUCCUUUAGCCACAGUCUGAGGAGAGAUACUGGUACAGUACAGGAGACCCUGUAUGUUCUUCACAAAUUGUUUCUCAAGAAAAGGGAAGAUGGCUCUCCAUUUAACAGGGAGGCUGCAGAGCUUCUAGAGCUGGCUCAAGAGCAAGCUGAAGUUGCUGAGGAUGACCUGGUCAGGACGUCCUUCCAUAAUGCAGAACUGCAGAUGCUGCUAACUGAUGAGAAGCUGGUGGCUGCAGAGCUUCUUGAGCUGGCUCAAGAGCAAGCUGAAGCUGCUGAGGAUGACCUGGUCAGGACGUCCUUCCAUAAUGCAGAACUGCAGAUGCUGCUAACUGAUGAGAAGCUACAAGCAGAUGAUGCAAAGGUCCAGCAUGAAAGGGAGCUCUCUCAGGCCCAUGCAGACCUAGAAAUGGCCAUCUGCGACCUACAGGAGGAAAAAAACAGGAGUGCCCAGAAGCACCUCGAGAUUGACUGUUUGAAGGCACAGGUGUCAGUCCUGAAGUCAGGAGGGGCCCGUUUCAGCAGUAGACAUGAAGCCAGAGCCCACAUCUCACUUGAAGAGGCAGAAGGGAUGGCAUACAGGAUCGCAGAGCUGGAAGUCCUGUUGGAGGAACAGAGGAAUGAAAACAUCAAGCUGACAGCACAGUUACAACAGUCUAAAGAAGAGAGGCUGCCAGCUGUCACAGAACAACAAGACCCCUCUUUCCUGCCUGAGUGCUUCCUAACCCACUGCCCCUCACCUAUUGAUGAGGAAGAGAUGCUGCCAGCAGACAUGGAACGCAAAGAGGACUCUUUCCUGCCUGAGUGCUUCCUGGCCCACUGCCCCUCACCAAUGGACGACAAGGAUAAUAUGCUGCCAGCAGACAUGGAACGCAAAGAGAACUCUUUCCUGCCUGAGUGCUUCCUGGCCUACAGCGCCUCACCAAUGAAUGACAAUGAGGAAGGGCUGCCAGCAGACAUGGAAUGCAAAGAGGACUCUUUCCUGCCUGAGUGCUUCUUGGCCUGCAGCGCCUCACCAAUGAAUGACAAGGAUGAUAUGCUGCCAGCAGACAUGGAACGCAAAGAGGACUCUUUCCUGCCUGAGUGCUUCUUGGCCUGCAGCGCCUCACCAAUGAAUGACAAUGAGGAAGGGCUGCCAGCAGACAUGGAAUGCAAAGAGGACUCUUUCCUGCCUGAGUGCUUCUUGGCCUGCAGCGCCUCACCAAUGAAUGACAAGGAUGAUAUGCUGCCAGCAGACAUGGAAUGCAAAGAGGACUCUUUCCUGCCUGAGUGCUUCCUAGCCCGCUGCCCCUCACCAAUGGAUGAUGAGGAGGAGAUGCUGACCUAUGACAUGAACAUGGACAUUGCUCCCCUCUUGGAAGAGCUGCUCAUCAACUCCAGCUCUCUCCUGCAAGCAGAUUCAGUGGCAGCCUUAGAUCAGGAGUCGCAGGACAUUUUGUGUCUAUCUGAACUGCUGAGUUCAACGUCUCCUGCGAGCUUGACAGCAUCGUGUGAUGGACGUCAGGCAAAAUCUCAAGACACCAAAAUGGUAAAGUCGCAAGCUUCAGUGAACAAGGUGACAUGCAGUGGACUUCUUCGGUCUAUGCUACAAGAGGCGCAUGAGAUCUUGUGUCUUAGUGAAAAGUUGAGCACACUGUCAGCUCACCAUGACAAGACAGAGCCAAUCAAAGUGAAGAAUGGCCAGGUUGUGAAGACAGAGCUUCCCACAGAGGCGACCUACUGGACAACAGUGGAGCCUUGCCAGGGGUCAUGUUGUUACACAACCACUUACAUCAGCAGCAACAAGGACAUUACAGUCUACCAACAGCUGUGAACUGUUCCACUGUUCUGUAAUGAAUUGUUCGUGAUAUGAAAGCAUAUGCUGUCAAAGUGAUAGUAUGAUGAUAUAUUCCAAUGUGUUUUCCCGAGGUCUUAUUUGUAAACAAGGAGAGAUCUGACAACAAUUUUAUCAAGAAAUGAAAAAUAUAUAUUUGUAAGCAAGGAGAGAUCUGACAAUAAUUUUAUCAAGAAAUGAAAAAUAUAUAUAUACUGUAAGUACAAUCUUAUCAAAUAUUUUCAACAUGCGAGAUGCUCUAUUUUCAAGCCAAGCAAUCUUAUGUGAUGUUGUUUGUCACAAUUGCUGUGAAGGAGACAUGCAAUCUGACAAUACAAUGUGUGAAGUGUGUACAGGGCUGCGCUGUAUUCCUUGUUCUCACAGUUUAUGGCUGCUACACAUUUUAUGACUAGUCUUUACAUUGAACGAUCUUAUUGAUACGUCUAUAACUGCAGGCUAUGCUGAGUCAGAGGUU
This is a messenger RNA of Branchiostoma floridae (Florida lancelet), 3079 nucleotides long. RefSeq lists its product as uncharacterized. Gene Ontology annotation, cellular component: nucleolus. Gene Ontology annotation, molecular function: DNA binding. The record is from RefSeq and is a predicted model, not a curated record. Gene Ontology annotation, biological process: extrinsic apoptotic signaling pathway via death domain receptors; apoptotic process. Lineage: Eukaryota; Metazoa; Chordata; Leptocardii; Amphioxiformes; Branchiostomatidae. The transcript has 14 exons. Bases 718 to 2604 code for a protein of 628 amino acids.